AUGCAGCCGGCAAUGAUGAUGUUUUCCAGUAAAUACUGGGCAAGGAGAGGGUUUUCUCUGGAUUCAGCAGUGCCUGAAGAGCAUCAGAUACUUGGCAGCUUAACAGUUUCUACCUUCUUGAAGUUAAAUAAAGCUAACUCUGGCAAAAAUGAUGAUAAAAAAAGCAGCAAGGGGAACAGCAAAAGUGAAACUGGUCCCGAAAGUGGCAAGACGGCUGUUGUCUUCUCGUUGAAAAAUGAAGUUGGAGGAUUGGUAAAAGCGUUGAAACUCUUUCAGGAGAAACAUGUCAACAUGGUUCAUAUCGAGUCCAGGAAAUCCCGGAGAAGAAGUUCAGAGGUUGAAAUCUUCGUGGACUGUGAGUGUGGCAAAACGGAAUUUAACGAGCUCAUCCAGUUGCUGAAAUUUCAAAGUACAAUUGUAACGCUGAAUCCGCCGGAGAACAUUUGGACAGAGGAGGAAGAGCUAGAGGAUGUGCCCUGGUUCCCCCGGAAGAUCUCUGAGUUAGACAAAUGCUCUCACAGAGUUCUCAUGUAUGGUUCUGAGCUUGACGCCGAUCACCCAGGAUUUAAGGACAAUGUCUAUCGACAGAGAAGAAAGUAUUUUGUGGAUGUGGCCAUGGGUUAUAAAUAUGGCCAGCCCAUUCCCAGGGUGGAGUACACGGAGGAAGAAACAAAAACAUGGGGCGUUGUGUUCCGAGAGCUCUCCAAACUGUAUCCCACUCAUGCUUGCCGGGAGUAUUUGAAAAACUUCCCUCUGCUGACUAAACACUGUGGCUACCGGGAGGACAAUGUGCCUCAACUUGAAGAUGUGUCCGUGUUUCUCAAAGAAAGAUCAGGCUUCACGGUGAGGCCGGUGGCUGGAUACCUGAGUCCGCGAGACUUUCUGGCAGGACUGGCCUACAGAGUGUUCCAUUGCACUCAGUACGUCCGGCAUGGCUCGGACCCCCUCUACACCCCGGAACCAGAUACAUGUCAUGAACUCCUGGGACAUGUUCCACUACUCGCGGAUCCUAAGUUUGCUCAGUUUUCACAAGAAAUAGGCCUGGCAUCUUUGGGAGCAUCAGAUGAAGAUGUUCAGAAACUAGCCACCUGCUAUUUCUUCACAAUUGAGUUUGGCCUUUGCAAGCAAGAAGGGCAACUACGGGCAUAUGGAGCAGGACUACUUUCCUCCAUUGGAGAAUUGAAGCAUGCUCUUUCUGACAAGGCAUGUGUGAAAGCCUUUGACCCAAAGACCACUUGCUUACAGGAAUGCCUUAUCACCACUUUCCAGGAAGCCUACUUUGUUUCAGAAAGUUUUGAAGAAGCCAAAGAAAAGAUGAGGGACUUUGCAAAGUCAAUUACCCGUCCCUUCUCUGUGUACUUCAAUCCCUAUACACAGAGUAUUGAAAUUCUGAAAGACACCAGAAGUAUUGAAAACGUGGUGCAGGACCUUCGCAGUGAUUUGAACACAGUGUGUGAUGCCUUGAACAAAAUGAACCAGUAUCUGGGGAUUUGAUGCCUGGGACCAUUGUCAUUGCCAGAAUGAUCUUUCUGGGGCUUAGCAGCAAUUCAAUCAAUGUCAUAUAACACCAAUAACUCUCUGAGUCAUGGCUUGGCUACUGAGCAUGCAAUUCUGUACAAUUCUGCAUAUCUCUAUCUACUUGUAAUUUACUGUGUUAAUGUGUGAAACACCAUAAAGAACCCAAUG
Molecule: messenger RNA, 1686 nt
Organism: Lynx canadensis (Canada lynx)
Lineage: Eukaryota; Metazoa; Chordata; Mammalia; Carnivora; Felidae
Gene: TPH2
Product: tryptophan hydroxylase 2
Exons: 11
Coding region: 1-1494 (497 amino acids)
Biological process (GO): serotonin biosynthetic process; aromatic amino acid metabolic process
Cellular component (GO): neuron projection
Molecular function (GO): iron ion binding; tryptophan 5-monooxygenase activity
Source: RefSeq, a predicted model, not a curated record